Messenger RNA from Vanrija pseudolonga, 1059 nucleotides. RefSeq lists its product as uncharacterized. Lineage: Eukaryota; Fungi; Basidiomycota; Tremellomycetes; Trichosporonales; Trichosporonaceae. The record is from RefSeq and is a predicted model, not a curated record. Bases 1 to 1059 code for a protein of 352 amino acids. The transcript has a single exon.
AUGUUCUUCACCAAGACUGUCGUCGCCCUCCUGGCCGCGGCUCCAGCCCUCGCUCACAUGGAGCUCACGUACCCCCCGCCCCUGCGCUCAAAGUACAACCCGUACCACGACGUCGCGACGCUCGACUACUCGUACACCUCGCCCCUCGAGGCCAGCGGCGCCAACUACCCGUGCAAGGGCUACCUCGGCGACCUUUCGGGCCCUGGCGGCGCCUCGGUCGCCAGCUUUGCCCAGGGCGGCAAGUACAACUUUACUGUCCAGGGCACCGCCGUCCACGGCGGUGGCUCGUGCCAGGCCCUCCUCUCGUAUGACGGCGGCAAGAGCUUCAAGGUCCUCAACACGAUCAUCGGCAACUGCCCCAUUGCCGGCAGCGGCAACUUUGACUUUGACGUCCCUUCGGACGCGCCCGCCGGCAACGCCGUCUUCGCCUGGACCUGGUUCAACAACCUCGGCAACCGCGAGAUGUACAUGAACUGCGCCUCGGUCACCAUCACUGGCGGCAGCGGCGGUUCCAGCAAGCGUGGCGCGUCGUGGGGCUCGCGCCCUGCCAACUUUGUCGCCAACGUCGGCAACGGCUGCUCCACCACCGAGGGCAAGGACCUCAACAUCCCCAACCCCGGCCCCGAGGUCGUCGUCAACUCGAACAACGUCGCGCCCCCCGUCGGCUCGUGCGAGGGUGGCCCCGGUGCCGCCCCGGCCAACGGCGACGCUGCUCCCGCCGCUCCUCCCGCCGCCGCUGCCCCGCCUGCCCCCGCUGCCCCCUCGGCUGCCGCUCCCCCCGCCGCCGGCGCUGACGGUGCCGCUGCCUCGCCUGGUGCCGCCGGCCCCACCUCGGCCCACAACCUCAACGUCCAGCCCCAGCCCACCGACUCGCCCUCCGACUCGCCCGCUGCGGCCCCUGCCCCCUCGUCGGGCAGCGACGUCCCCCUCGCUGGCGCUGGCUCGCCCCCGCCUGCAGCUGCCCCGGCUCCCGCCGCGCCUUCCUCGUCCGCCAAGAGCGGCAAGAAGAAGUGCGCGCGUGGCCACAAGAAGCGCCGCCUCUCCUCGUUCCACCACUAA